AUGAGAUUAUUUGAAAGAAGUGUGUUCAAAACUGAGAUAGCACAUGUUACAAGACACGCUAUUGAUUCAGAUCAGUUUGCAUACAAGGAAGGUCACAAUUCGAUUAUGGCUCUGAUCAAGUGCCAACACACAUGGUUAAGAUGGUUAGAAGGAGAUGCAAAAUAUGUCAGAGUAUUAUCUUUUGACUUUCGCAAAGCAUUCGAUAGCGUUCCACACGAUAUUUUAUGUGAGAAGCUUAAGAAGCUCCCCAUCAACCCAUAUGUUAUUAAUUGGCUGAUUAGUUUUCUGGAGGAUAGGAAACAGAGGGUAGUGGUUGAUGGAAUAGAAACUGAAUACUUGAACAUUAAUCGAGGUGUUCCCCAAGGAACAGUUCUGGGUCCUGUCCUCUUUUCGAUCAUGGUGAAUGACAUCAAAACAGUUAACCCCAUAAACCAGUUAGUUAAGUUCGCGGAUGACAUGACAUUAGAAGUACAAGGGAAUGAAAACGGAGAUACAUCCCAAGCCGAAGUGGACAGUAUACAAACAUGGUCUGAAAAUAAUCGAAUGUCCUUAAAUAUGGAAAAGACGUAUGAAAUGAUUGUUAGGAGAAAUAUCCCUACGCUGUUGCCUGAUCCUUUUCCAUUUAUUAAACGAAGGACGUGGUUAAAGAUUUUAGGAAUUACAUUACAGGAUCUCCCUUCCAAGUGGGAUUUGCAUUUUGAUGAAAUGUUGAAAAAAGCCAGUGCAAGAAUGUAUAUAAUGCGUGUCUGUAAAUACUAUGGCUUCCCAAUCAAACAACUGGACAUGCUGUUUAACACUUUAAUUAUGCCUAUAAUCACUUACGGCAUAGAACUUUGGGGAGGCGCAUACUUCAAUAAAUACAUUAGUCAAAUAGACAAAUUCAUCAAUCGCGCUCACAGAAAUGGUUACAUAUCGGAAAAAUUGAAUAUUAAGGAGAUAAGCAUCAAAAGGGACAAGAAACUUUGGGAUAAAGUAAUACAUAAUAAAGAUAAUGCACUACAGGAGCUUUUACCAGAUAAAUUAAAUAGACACCUUAGGCCAAGGGGACACGAGUUUGAACUUCCAUUAGUGCGAACAGAGCGAUUUAAAAGUUCUUUUGUAAAUCGAU
This is a messenger RNA of Paramuricea clavata, 1108 nucleotides long. Lineage: Eukaryota; Metazoa; Cnidaria; Anthozoa; Malacalcyonacea; Plexauridae. The record is from the annotation of a GenBank genome assembly.